Messenger RNA from Sarcophilus harrisii (Tasmanian devil), 3740 nucleotides. Its product is annotated as stonustoxin subunit alpha. The record is from RefSeq and is a predicted model, not a curated record. Lineage: Eukaryota; Metazoa; Chordata; Mammalia; Dasyuromorphia; Dasyuridae. The transcript is spliced from 5 exons. Bases 985 to 3222 code for a protein of 745 amino acids. Gene Ontology annotation, molecular function: protein binding.
AAUGGUCAGAGGAGAAUCUCAGUAGGAAAAUGGCCCAAAGGGAAAGAGACAGAGGAGAGAGUGUGAAUGAGCAAAGGCCUAGUUAUUGUAUAGGCUGAUAAUGAAGAACUGAUUAUAUGUGAGUCCAGAGUCCAUAGUGUUUUGUGCCCAGCACAAAUAUCCAAUUCCUGUUUCCUCAGCUCAAGGAGCCUCUUGACUCAGAAGGGCUCAGCAGGCAGGACAACACCCAUUGCCAUGAUGUCAGACAUCUCUUUUUCUUAAUUUCCGUAUUUCCAGGAAAUGGGCAGUCUCUAGUUCAGACAACUUUCGUUUCCCCCCAUUUCUCUUCUUUCUUAGUCUGUCUUUUGUUGCUCACACACACACACCUCACACCCAUGCUACAUCACCACUGAAAGGAAAGCUCAGCUCUGUGAGGAGGAGGCAGAAGCCUGUGCAUUUUCUUCCAGCCCUAGUGCUUGGAUUGAUCAGGUCAGGGGUUGCUGGCAUUUUUUGGGGGGAGGCUACCUCUUCUGUCCUGGCCUCAAAAAUCCCUUUCUCAGGCAGUCUGCUUUGUUUCUCAGUUUGCGUAAGGCUUUAACUUUGACUCCUGCUGAGUCAGGGGAGAAGUAAAUGUGUGAAGACUGCUCUUCAUUUCCCACAAAACAGUAGGUUUAGCUCUUAGUAGACAAGCCCUUCUCAGGUGGAUGGUUGUUCUUUCACACUUUGCCAACUUUGGGAGUGAGGGCUGUUCUUAAGGGGUAGUGGGUGAGAAAGGAAAGCUGCCCUUAAUCAGGAAAUCUGAAGGAAAGAACAAACCAGUCUCCUUCCCAUAGAGUCAAGUCGGGGUCAUUACUCAGUUGAAACUUGGAUCACUAGGAAGGAAACAAGGAUGCAUAAGUCUGAGUGCUGCCCCAUUUCUCCUGUCAGAGACUAAAGUCAUUUAAACUCUCAGGAAACUCCUACAGAAGUGUUGCUGUGACAGUGUCUUAUUAUCCUACCCAAUAAAUGGCAGAGAAAGAAGCUCCUACAAACCUGACCUGGAAGAGCACAAUGGAGAUCCCAGCCCUUGGUCGUCCCUUACAUCUGGGAACACUAUAUGAUUGUCGCUCAGAUACCCUCAUCCCUGGUGUCACUUUAUGGGACAAGGAGACUCUAGGGAGAAAUGUGACCACAGAAGAUCAAUGCAAGACUGAGUUUGACAUCAUCACCUCUGACUCCAUGGAGGAAAAGACCAAUGCCAUGAACAUCACUGGAGAGCUGAAAGCAAGUGUCCUUGGGGACCUGAUUGAAAUAGGAGGCUCUGGCAAAUAUUUAUGUGAUACCAAGACCUCCCAACAGCAAGCCCGGGUCACUCUCAAGUACAUUACAACUACCCAGUAUUCCCACCUAACAAUGAGCCACCUGGGAGAUGAGAACAUUUCCUACCAGGGUGUGUUUGAUAAUGGAACUGCCACCCAUGUGGUCACUGCAGUGCUCUAUGGGGCCCAGGCUUUCUUUGUGUUUGAUCAAAAAGUUUCCUCCAAUAAAAAUGUCAAGGAAUCCGAAGGAAUGUUGAAAGCUGCUAUAACGAAGAUUCCCCUAGUAUCAGUACAAAUUGGGGCAGAGAUCAAAAUGGAAGAGAGAGACAUAAGAUCAACUAAAGGGUUCAGCUGUAAAUUUUAUGGGGAUUUUGUUCUUGAGACCAACCCAGUGACUUAUGAAGAUGCAGUACAAGUCUAUGCCUCCCUUCCUAAGCUGCUUAAGGGCCGUGGGGUGCCCCUCCAAGUCUGGUUGUACCCUCUGGAGAAGCUGAGCUCCAAGGCUGCCAAGCUGGUUCGAGGAAUCAGCAUGAACUUGGUAUGGGAAGCCCAGGACACUCUGGAGAAAUUAUGUGAGUGUGACAUGAGGUGCAAUGACAUGCUGGAGGCACCAGAUCUCUCAGUCUUUUCUGCAACCAAGGAAAAGAUCAGGCUUUUCCAGGAGUUAAAUAGGCAGCACAGACAGCUUUUACAGAAGAAAAUAGCGAAGGUACUACCCUUGAUCCGGGCGGGCAGAGCAGAGGUAGAUGAGCUAACCAGAAUUUUAUUUAAGGAAAGCCAGUCCCCAUACAGCACCAGGAGACUCUCAGAAUUUCUAGGUGAGAAGCUCUUUGAGAUGAAGGUGAUAAAGUCCUACCUCACCCUUCUGAAGGAGCUGCAGGUCAUAGCUGACCAGAAUGAAUUGGACAGUGUAAUAUUAGGCUCUCCCCACAGAUUUGUCCUGGUGUUUGCAUUCACCUCUUUGCAGGAGGAAUCCUACUUAGCAGAUUGGAAACAGUGGCUUCGGGAUCCAGCAUCAUUCACUUCUGAUUGUGAGCAAAAGCCAUAUUCCUCUUGGGUCAAGGACAAAGAGACAAGGAGAAAAGCCUUACAAUUGGCAGAAUCCUUUUCAGCAUUUGCCAGGGCCAAUCAUUCCAUGGAGAAGACUCAGUUCAUUGUGGCAUCUGUCCCAGACCAGGAGAAGCAAAAGCAGGGGGUCUCCAUUUAUCUCUAUGAAAAGGGACUGCAGGUCAGCUCCAACUUUGAGCUUCCAGUCAAACCUCCUCCUCCCCAGAUAGCUAAGAUCACAGAAGACAGUGUUGAGCUCAUACUAACCCCAUCAUGUGAGAGCAAGGAGAUCACUGGCUAUCAAGUAGAGUACCAGGUUCUAGGGGAAGAGGAUUGGAUUGUCAUCCCUGUUUCUGGAAAGCCAGAGGUCCUCAAAGUGAAUGGCCUUGAGCCUUGCACAGAUUAUGUGUUUAGAUGUGCUGAGGUUUGUGAGCUGGGACUCAGUGAGAGCAGUGAUGUGAGCAUUGCUGUGGAGACACUUCCCUCACCCUGCCAUCCUGGGAAGCCAAAGGUUUUCAUUGCAGGAGCAGAUUAUGUAAUCCUAGUCUGGCCGUGGGCAGAUUUUUGUGGAGUACAUGACAAGAUCAAGGAAUAUAAAAUAGAGUAUAAAGAGGAAGCUGAGGCUGCAGAUGAAGAGAGGAAAGGAAAAUGGUAUGAACACAGAACAGGAUGUGAUGUGAAUUGUUGGGGCAUUGUUGGAUUGACUCCUGGGACUGUGUACAGGUUUCGAGUUUCUGCUGUGUAUGAUGGCGGCUGGACUGGUCACAGAAGUGACAAGAGUGACCCAGUGAGGACACCCUUUGCUAAAGAUGAAGGUUUUAUAUUUGGUGAUGUUCUCCAUCUGAUAUUCACUUUAUUAUACCAUCCAUUUAGAUCACAGCAGAGGAGGGAGACUUAAAGGACCCAGAACUUUAUUUUAUUCUUAACCAUCAUUUUUCUAAUCAGAUCCUAACCAAGUGUUCGAGGAGGAAGAAAGAAAUAAAAUUAAAAACCCCGAGAAUUUAAAGGAACGGAGAGAUGAAAGACAGUUUAUGCCUAUUUGGAGUUUUUAAAAUAAUGAUGAUUAAAAGUCUUGAUGCCUCAGGCCUUAAGCCAAGGCCAGGGUUCAAGACUAGUUCCAGAAGAGAAAGUCUCCUUGCCCUUUUAGAGUGAACCCAACUCAGCCCGUGUUCCUCCCCUCAUACUAGAAUCAUCUGUGUAGUGCAGGGAUGGGGGGGGGGGGGGGGCUGAGCCUGGAAUCAGGACUAUUUGAGUUUAAAUUCACCCUUAGACAAUCCUUAGCUAUGUGACCCCAGACAAAUCAUUCUCUAUUGUCAGUUUCCUCAACUGUCAAAUGGGGAUAAUAACAACAUCUACUCCCAAAGAUAUUGUGAGGUCCAAAUGAGUAAUAUUUUGUUUAAAAUUUCUUAUUAUUUC